ACUUCCGGGUCGUAAUCAAUGUCAACAAGGAACAUUUCUACACAUGCAGAUGGUCGGAAAACAAACAACGACAAUUGUUGCUAAACUCUUAAAGUCUUUCAAUGCCGUGUGCUACAUUAAAUAACAGGUGUUAUAAACAUAUAAAUAGACGUAUUAAAUUAAUAUAAUUUAAAUUCAUUGAAAUUGUGACCAAAUAGAGUAGCAGUCUAAGUCUGAACUGAGGAGUGAAGUUGAAGGCAUUGAAGGCUCAAAAUCGUCUUUUUAUUUUUGUGUGUGGCUAGUGUGGACUGCGGAGUGUGAUGGCGGUAAAAUUUUUGAAGACCAGACGUACCUCCCUUCUCAACACCAGGAAUUUCAUGGGUUUAUGGACCAUUAUCAACAGAGGUUUUAAAUAUUGUAUCAAAAUCAGUCAAUAAAAAUGUCGAGGCUGGGGGGUCCACACACUAGGCAAGCAAGGAUUGUAUUCCAAAGGCCUUUAUUUUUUUAUUUCAGUUUUUCAAAAUCUAAUACUUUGACAUAAAUUUUAAAUAUUGUCCUAUUGCCAUGAAUGAUACAUCACUUUAAAGAGCUAGCUAUAAACUUUACAAAACCACAAAUUUCAUCUUUCUAUCUUUUAUAGAAGUAGAGUUAUUUUUUUGUAGAAUUUUUUUUAAGCCCCUUAUAUAAUCUAUAUAUUUUACCCUCAAAACCAUGUGACCCAAAUCUCUGCACUAUUUUGUCCACAUUUUUAUUUUUAAAGAUAAUUGUACAAAAUUUUCAGGGUUAUUCCCAAUCAUAUAUACAACACAAAGAACAAAAAAACUUUUACAUUACCUCAGGACUUUUUAUUUUGGAUAAUUUUCUUUGUAGAUAUGUUUAAAAAAAAUCAUGUACAGAAAAAUUGGGAAAAUAAUCAUUUGUAAGGGCAAAAACAAAAAAAUAACAUGUUCAUUGUAUUUUAAUUAAAUAUAUGAUUAAGUCAUUUUUUAAAUAAAUUCUUAUAUUUGUAAAAAGUAAGUAGAAGUCUCUUUUAAAUGUAAAAUUGAAUGCAUAAAAACAACUAAAAUCACUCAUAAGACAAGACUAAUACUACGACUACGAGCAUACCAGUACCGGUAUGAGAUUAAAUUUUAAAAGACAAUGGAGAUGUUCUGCCUGUCAUUUUCUGUGUAGACUGUUUGGUCUUGUUGAUGAAUCCCACGAUAUCUCCUUCGUAAACUUUGUCUUUGCCAUCUACAUCAAAACGUGCCUCACAGUCGAUGGACGGAAUUCUGCAAAGUUCUUCAAUAUAAAAUUUUAAUUUCUUACGUACCCUGUACUUGAAAGAAGCAUAGCCAUAGCACUUAAUUAUAAAUAUAGUCCUAAAUGUACACACUAUCUAAUUUCUUUUUAAUAUUAUUCAAUUUUUGAGUUUCUGAAAACUAGUUAUAGCCCCCCAAACAUUGGCAACAGCAAUGAGUGAACUUCCCAUCUACUAAAGUUGCUUGACAAAAACAUGAACUCAAGUUAUGCACAUUUCAGAAUGCCAAUUUUGCUACCCCCCUUCCCCCCCCCCCCUUUUUCCAUGAUACGUCACUGCACUCUUUUUAUUUCACGUCCAUAUAAAUAUAGCCGACCCGCAGCUUAGCAUACGCCGCGAGCUUGUUGGGUUGUGCGCAUGGCUGGCAAGCGAGGUUGGUGCAGGAGGGGGGGGCGGUAGCUCCACCGCAGUGCGCAUGUCUUGAUCGAGACCAACGAUGGGCAGGCAGGCAAGGGAAGGGAGGGUUUGCCUGUGUCUUGCUUGCUUGCUCUGGCAUAUCUAUAUAUAGCCUGCAUCGUCGUCUUGUCGUCUUGUUCUUGUCCUAGUUUUUCUGUCGUAUUGUAUACAUAUUUUUAUACAUAUUUUUUUUUUUUCCUUAUUUGAUUAUUUUGAUUAUAUUAAAUAUUUGUCUGUCUAUGAAAACUGUUUUAAUAUGUCUGUAAAAACACACAGUAUUAAAAUAUUUUAUAAAAUUUACAAUUAAUUAACAUUAAUAAUUAAAUACCUUAUUAUAAUUUUAAAAAUGCAGAUUUUAAUUAGGCUUAUAAGAAUAUUAGUAAUUAGGCUUUUUAUCUUAUGCCUAAAUGGACUAUAAUAAUGAUAACUUUUAUUGUUAUAACUAAUAAGUAGGCCCUAAUUUUAAUGAUAAAAUCCCAUAUGAUUAGGCAUUAAUAAGAGAAUAACUAUUAUUAUUAUUAUUGAUACAAUUAAUGACGUUACGAUUGAUUAUUGAUUCUAUAAAGAGAACCGAUAAAAUUUUUAGGCCUACACACAAUUUUAAAUGUAAAACUCCGGUAAAACUUAUGACAACCCUCUGAUUCCCAACUAAAAACUUUUUCAGUUUGGUUAAAAUUUGUUAUUUAAUUUUGUAAAACUAUUUAUUUGAAACUACUUAGUAUUAUUCAGAUGUUAAGGGAUGCAACAACUACGAUUAAAUUCAUAAUUGACAGUGAUAAAUGACACAAAUACUAAUUGCUUAUAUCACUCUACUUUAUAAUCAUAAACUUUGUUUUUAAAAUAUUUCAGAGGAAUAAUUGAGUGGGGGUGGAGCCUUUUGGGCAGAUCAUAAGAGAUUUGUAUAUUUUUCUCUAGGUACAUUGAUUCUACAUUGAAAACAAUGUUGAAUAAAGUAAUUAACAGAAGUCAACUGAAAGUAGUGUUCAAAAUUAGAUCAUAUGUUUUUUCACUAUUUUGCAUGGGCAGUAUUCCUUUUGCUUAGACUAUGUAUAAGUACCUAUAGGGAAUGAGCAGUUGAAAUCUAUCCAGUCAUUUUUAGCACAGUAUAAUCUCACCCUAGAUAUUCUUUGGUAUCAUAUUGCUGACCCUGGCAUAUUAUUUUAUGGGUUCGGCUUAUCAGCAGUUUGUACAAUUUCAGGCUUUCCCAUGCCAAAACUAAGGGUCAACUUAUGAACAAACAGUCUUUAUAUCAAGUAUAUAUGGCAUGUGAUUUGACUGACCUCUGGCCAAUAUUGCCAAUAUAAAGAGAUUUGACAUUGUUUCUUACCUACAAUAAAGCUGACAUCUUGUGUGUCAAUUCUAUUAUAAAUAAAGAAAAUUUAUAAAAUAUGAAGAUUAAAUUUCUGAGUAUUUAUAAGUAGAUGCUUAGCAUGAUAGAUUCAGAAAAUAUGCUCUUUAAUAAUCAACAGAGUUCUGAUUUUAAUGUGAAUGAAAAUCAAUCUAAGACUGUCUUACAGGACUUUAUAAUUUCUAGUUAGCUGAGAAAGAAACAGAAUGGGAAAACAUUGCUAAACAAGGUCCAACCGGGAUGCAUGGUAACACUAUGUAUAACAAAGUUAAAAUGAAACAGAAAUUUUGUACAUUGGUUUUUCAGAAGUAAUCAUAUCCUCAGAUUUCAUUUGUUCUUAUUGAAAUGAAGCAACAUCAUCCCUAUUGGUUUUAAUUAAUAAUUUAAAUCAUGACAUUGGCCUAGUAAUAAACCCUCAAUUUGACUUUGUUAAAAUGUAUAUGAGUCUAUCUAUUCAUCCUUUGACUAUUAAAUUUUCAAAAAAAAAUUUCUUUAAGUACGUGUUCUUUCUUUUUUGUUCCAUUACAGGCCCUUUCUUGAGCACAUGAAGAUCAAGAAUCCAGAAACUCUCAACUGCUUUUAUGACAUCAUUUCAACACAAGUUUAAAUAUAACAUAUCAACAUGCUAGCAAGGAUAUUUUUCUACCCAACUGUGGCCAUCAACACAUUUAUGUGCAUAAAUGCCACCAGACACUGGUAUGAUCGAAUUGAUGAAACUGUCAUUCUUGGUUCACUGCCACUGAAAUCAGUUACAAGGAAGGUAAAAUAUGGCUUGUUGUCUUCUUUUUUCUUUUUUUUUCAGUUGAUAUAAAAUACAUCUUCAUCUAUGACAUAGAAUCUAAGAAUGGCUGGUGGUGUGAUUAAUUUUAAAAUUUAGAAUUACUUUGAAGGAAAAAUAUUACAUGGAACUUCUGAGUUGUAUAUUUUGUUUGAAGAGAUUAAGCACUGGUUGGCAUAAAAUGCUAAAAGAUACUAAACCUUUAAAGGCCUACCACAUUUACCUGUCUAAAUCAUUCAAUUGUGUGCAUUUGUGUUAUCGUCAUUAAAUAAAUAUAAUUAUUGUAAGUCCUAAAUGUUUAUGAUUUAUAAUGUAUAAUUAAACUCCCCAGAGAAUCAUAUUCUUCAACAAAUUGUUAACGGCAUGGUUUUCUUAACUUGUACAUUAUGUUUAUGGUUCAUUAAGACCACAGGUAUCUGUAAACAUGAUGCCCUAACUGCGACUCAUUCAGAAGUGACGUGGCUUCAUCACAAGAAACCCCAUUUUACCUUUAUAAUUCAUGGGAAUAAGUUAUUAGGCCACUUAUCAUUCAUUUUUUUUAGUGAGGAGCCAUUUUUAUAAAUUAUAUAUGUUAAGAAAUUAAUUUGGGGAGUGAUAGCCAUUAUAAAUUUGUAUUACAAAAGAGCUGCAUUUAUUCCUUCAAAGAGUCAUAAGUAUCUCCAGAGCUGGGGGUAGUCAACCACUGCUCUAGACUUACAGUCCUGUUUGGCCCAAAUUAACUCUUUUCAAAAUUAUCCAUUUUCAGCUCAUUGCUGAAGAGAAUGUGAGAGCCAUGGUUACCUUGAAUGAAGACUAUGAGCUAAAACACUUAACAUAUUCUAAAGAGGUAAUAAAAUACUUUUAACACACUACCCAAAGAUAUGGAAAACUAUAGCGGAAAACUAUAGCGGAUUACAUUAAAUACUAUAACCUCCACAAAGAUCAAUGUUUAACUAAGAAGUGUCAAGAACAGACACCAGUUCAGAAACUGUACGUUUUCUAUAGCCGCCUGGACACACCCGAAGAUGAAUGGAAUGUUCUGGUUGGCUUUUAUUUGCCUUGUGGCUACUCUGCUUGACUGACACAAAUGAUUCUGUUCAUCUUGUAGGUUUUAACUUUUUAAUUAAAGGUCACUAACCAAUCAUAACAUUUAAGCAUCUCUCAUUUAAAGCUUUUUAUCUCCCUUAUCGCCGUACCUUUAAAUUAAAACUCCUUGUCACUAGGAUGCAAUGAUGAAAAUGCCAAAGGGGUCGUUCGCAAAUUACAUCACGUUCAAGGCGGGGGGGUGGGGGGGGGAGGGUGGCGUUUGAGAUUUGUGACAGGGGGAGGGGGGUUAAAAAAAUUGUGACAACACUUUUUUUUUUAAAACUAAAUCUAAUUUUGAAAAAUCUUUAUUAACUAAUUUUAGAAAUAUUAAUUUGUGGUCAAAAUUGCCACAGGUAUUAUAGGUAUUAUGAGUCGCUUAUACCUUUUGUGCAUAUAAAAAAUUGACGCAAAAACUGUUGUGGCUAUUUUACAUUUGGCUUGUGGAUGACUUUGUUGUUUCGUUUCACAGUUUUCUAAUAAUACUACAUCUUAAUACACUAUGGGAAAAUGUUAAAGAAUAAAAUUAAUGUUUGUUUAGUUAUGAAAAUUUUAUGUAUGUUUUGAUUUUUGUAGGUGUGAUGGGACACAGGGGGGGGGGAGGGGGAGUGGUGUUGUUGUAAAGAAUUUGUGACACUUCGUGACAGGGAGGGGGGGUAAAAAAAAAACAGUCAUUUUUUUUGUUAUGUAAUUAAGAACGGCCCCAAAACCAUGUCUUAUAUAUAUUUUCCUUAUGGUGUACUGCUUCCUCUUACAAACCGCCCUUCUCCCAACUCCACAUGUUUUAUAUCAAUUGUACUGAGUGAAAAAGAAGGCUGUCACUCAGCGAACAGUGACCUUAGAACUCAUGUAAAUAGUUUCAUUAUUUUUCUCAAGCGUGAGGCAACUAUUAAUCAAUAAAGAGCCACAGAUAUUUUGUAGGGCCGUCUGUUGGAAUGUUGUACGACUAUUGUUUAAAGGCGAGCUUAUAUUAUAGAAAAUGAGAAGUUAACUCUCUUUUUGUAACACAUGGACCCAUCCUGUAUUUUCUCAAAAUACCAGGACCUGGCAUAAAUAAACUGCACCCGGUUAAACCCCAGUAUUAUUAUAUUUAUUUAAUAGGAAAUUUGUAGGAAAAUUAUUUAUUUAUUUUUUAAACUUUUGUUGAUUACUUGCUGUCAUCCAUGUGUUGACAUUUUCUUUUAAAAGACAGGUUCUCAGUUACAAAUUAUCUAAUAAGAAGAUAAGUUAAAUCUAUGAAUAAAAUGCAAAAUUUAAUUUUAAACACUGAAACAAAAUUACCAAUGAUUUUAUUAAUUGCUAGUUGAAUCAUAAUGAUAAAUUCUUUGUAUCCUCAUAUUUUGGCAAUCCCAGGAGCUGAAUAAUUUGGGUAUCGAGCAGUUGCAGCUGAGCACAACAGAUCUUACUGGGACACCAACUCAGGAAAACAUAACCAGAGGAGUGAAGUUCCUGACAGAGCACAGAGAGGAAGGCAACACGGUGUACCUCCACUGUAAAGCCGGCCGUACGCGCAGUGCGACGUUGGCGGUGUGCUAUCUCAUGCAGGUAAGCCUGAUGCGACACUUUCCUUUGUUUGAUCCAGGUGAAGUUUGCUGUCAAAAAUUACCAUCUCAUAAAUCAAGUGGCUUCUCUGUAGUUUCAUUCUUUUUUUAAAUUAAAACCAUGUAUAUUUUAAAACUUUUUUUUCUUAACAUGAGUGACCGGCAGUUCUGUCCUUGUGCCCUGUUGUGCUUAUAAAACAGGCUCAACUUCAUGUUUACAAAUUCUGCUUAAAAAAAAUUGUUUUUCACCAAACAAACUAAAUCAAUUUUUUUGCAAAACUUAAAUCAAUUGUGCUUGGUGGGUGGAAGUGUCUCUGUGUUAACAGAAUGGUGGCAAAUAAAAUGCCUCAAAUUUAAGAGACUGCCUUAAAGGGAAUAAACAAUAUGCACAACAACCGGUUUAAAUGAUAACGUGUGAUGUUUACUUCAAUCUGCAACAUCUUUACUUCUUGAUAGUUUACAUAUGUGUGUUUUCUUGUCAUUUUGCUAUAGCUUACUCAUGUGUGUUUCUUCUUCUUCCAUAUAUUAAGGGCCCACGAUCAAUUUAUUGAUCAUUUUGGCUCCUAUGCAAUGUUUCUGUGCCUGGUGAUUAUGAGGAUAUUUCACUGAUUGCAAGUGCUACUUUGUGAGGGAAUCAUGCACUGGGGGUUGGAAGGCUUGAGGCAAUAGACGCAAAUGUGUCAAGUGUUGUCGCCUCAACUGUUCCUUUUAAAAGCUUGUUCCAGUCCCUAAUUGUCUUUGGCAGGAAUGAGCAGUUCCUAUGCUGGUAUGAGCUGGCAUUGCCUGUCAUGGCCUCGUCGCUGUCUAUGGGGGAGAAGGAUGAGUUUCUGUUUAAUACUGGAACAGUGGACCAGCCCAUUAUUUAUCUUGUACAUCAUGGAGAGCCUGGAUUGUCGUCGUCGUUCCUCCAAUGGUGUCCAGCCUAGUGUUUCCAGCAUGCUGCCAACACUAGAGGUAUUCCUGUAGCGGUUUAGGACAAAGCGUGCUGCUCGUCGCUGGACCGCCUCCAACCUGUCAAUGCUCUUCUUGGUAAAUGGGUCCCAGACUGAAGAUGCAUAAUCUAAAACCGGACCGACAAAGGCUUUAUAGGCUCUUUCUUUCACACAGGAGUUGCCAAUCUUUAGAUUACGCCUUAAGAACCCCAGGGUCUUGUUUGCCUAGUUACACACAUUAUUAAUAUGCUCGUCCCAGCGGACCUCUCUUUUAAUGGUAACACCCAGUUACAUAACGGAGGAAACUGGCUCAAGUAUAUGGCCAUGCAGUUCGUAUUGGUAGUGUAGAGGAGUGCAACUUCUAGAGACUGAUAGUGUCUGGCACUUGGCAGGGGGAAAUUCCAUGUCCCAGCUCUUUUCUUGUCAUUUGCCUAUAGCUUACUCAUAUUUGUUUUCUUGUCAUUUUCCCAUGAGCUUACUCAUGUGUAUUUUCUUGUCAUUUGCCUAUAGCUUACUCAUGUGUGUUUUCUUAUAAUUUUGCCUAUUGCUUACUCUGUGUUUUAGGGUGGGUGUGUGAGGGUGUGUGGGUGAGAGUGUAUGUAUGUGUGUGUGUGUCUGUUCACUUGCACUUCACCUGCCACUUUAUCUGACUCAUGUAUGUCUGAUGUAUUUUUUUAUUAUAUUGAAACGUGUCAUCUUUUCUUUUGCAAGCUGAUCUAUUUAUUUAUGUAACUCCUUUGAUCCCAAUCAUAAUCCUGUGAUCCCAUCCAUAAUCCUGUGAUCCCAUCCAUAAUCCUGUGAUCCCAUUCAUAAUCCUAUAUGAUCCCAUUCAUAAUCCUGUGAUCCCAUCCAUAAUCCUGUGAUCCCAUUUAUAAUCCUAUAUGAUCCCAUUCAUAAUCUUCUGACCUCACUCCUAAUCUUCUGAUCUCAUCCAUAGAUACACCAGUGGGAUCCAGAGAAAGCCAUAGAUUUUGUGAAGAGCAAACGUCCUCUUAUCUGGCUGAGGAGCAAACAAAUGGAAUCUAUUCAUCGUUUUCAUCAAAGUCUGAAAUUUUCUUGACAGCAGAUUCGAUUGAUGUUUGUUGGUUUUUUUGGUUGUUUACAUCAUGGCAUUUACAACUGUAUAUAAAAUAAAUCAUUAGACCACCGGCAAUUAGAAAUUUUUUUAUAUAGAAAAUUGUU
Molecule: messenger RNA, 8518 nt
Organism: Lymnaea stagnalis (great pond snail)
Lineage: Eukaryota; Metazoa; Mollusca; Gastropoda; Lymnaeidae
Source: the annotation of a GenBank genome assembly